AUGGCGGUGCCGUGGCUCCAGGCCGUGUCUCUUCUGGUCCUGUUUCUGGCGUGGGGGCCGGACUUCCAGGCCUCCGCCUCCCCACAGCACCUGUGUGGGUCCCACCUGGUGGACGCGCUGUACCUGGUGUGCGGCGACAGAGGUUUCUUCUACAACCCCAAGAGGGAUGUGGACCCCCUGCUGGGCUUUCUCCCGCCAAAAGUGGGAGCGGCUGUGGCCGGUGACAACGAGGCGGUGGAGCUGGCCCUCAAGGACCAGAUGGAGGUGAUGGUGAAGCGGGGCAUCGUGGAGCAGUGCUGCCACAAACCGUGUAACAUCUUUGACCUGCAGAACUACUGCAACUGA
Dunckerocampus dactyliophorus (ringed pipefish) is the source of this 345-nucleotide messenger RNA. RefSeq names its product preproinsulin (gene ins). NCBI's taxonomy places the organism in Eukaryota, Metazoa, Chordata, Actinopteri, Syngnathiformes, Syngnathidae. Gene Ontology annotation, cellular component: extracellular region. The transcript is spliced from 2 exons. The record is from RefSeq and is a predicted model, not a curated record. Gene Ontology annotation, molecular function: hormone activity. Bases 1 to 345 code for a protein of 114 amino acids.